CCUAUUUUGGGUCCUGCAUGGGGGUGGUCGUGGGAGGAUGUAGCUCUGCUUGAGUUCUACAGCUUUUGGCAGUACAGCUAGAAAGUAGGAUGCAUUGGCCUGCUGCACUGAGAUGUGCUGCACCAGCUGAGAGCUUUGGAGCUGAGCGUGAAUUUUGGCGUGUUUGUAGGUUGUGUGUGCACAAGCGCAGGUUGUACAGCAAAGUGUGUCACAGCAGAGCUGCAAACAGUGCAGUCAAACCACACGGCUCUCCCCUCCACCUCCAAAAAACCCAACCCCCAAAUACAUCAUGUUUUUUGAAAGGCAGAUUUGAGAGCAUUCCAGAAGGCUUCCUGCCGCUUUUCGGGAUUUUGUCUCUAGGAUGGGGGAGGACAGUGAAGGGCAGAGGUGGUUUUACAUCACUGAAAGCUGUAGGGACUGUCUCUCAGCCUAGAACAGACUUGUGGGUCCCCCAGCAGCUAACUCUGGGCCUGGAAUCCCUGUCUGAGCCUGUCUCAGGGUGUUUCUGAGCUUCCUUUCCUGAGAAAAACGCAUUUGCAAAGAAAAAGGUGUUAGCAAACGUGUCUGGCCAUGUAAAGAGAUGGAAGUUCCUUAGGAGAGGAGCAGCGGUGGGGAGGAGGCCUUGCCCGCUCCCUGCACGCGCUCUGCGGAGCUGCAGUGGCUGUUCCUGCCAGAGCUGGCACGUCCCCCUUCGCCUCCCUGCUGCCCUUGGUGCCUGGCGUGAUCGUCACCGUGGGUUCUGCAUGGAGUGCCAAGGACGUGGGCGCUGCCCUGGGACACGUGCUAUCCCAGGACCACAGAUCCGUCGCUGUGGCUUCCGGCUCCCCAGCACUGAGGGAACCAUGGAUCUCUGAGAGCGAUGGGAAUAAUGGCAGAUGUUUCCCUUACGUAAUUACUCUUAACGCCUUUCAUGGCUCUUUCUUGGGGAAAAGUAUCUGGGACUUUUUCCCCCUCCCAAGCCUUACUGAAGCUGGUCUAAAAAUCCUGACUCGCACAGUGGAGAAAAAUGAGAGAAGCUAGCAAGACUUCAGAGAUGAUUCGGCUCUGGUUGCCUUUCUGCAGCAAAAAUGCACGUAUUGGAAAACGUGUGCUGGUAAUGGCAGCCCCAAAUUCAGCUGUGAUGUGCAGGUUCUCCAAGCGGGAGGGCUUCUCUCAGUAGCUUUUGCCUUUAAAUCUGUUUAUCGCUUUUGAAUGGGCAUAGCUCGGAGUCAUGGAGCAGAGUCACAGCAAGCAGGGUACUGACUUUUGCCUUGCUGUGAUCCACGUGUGAGCGCUGGCUGGCAUAUUCCUGAUGAUGCCAGCCAGUCCUUCCUCGGGCUGCAGGAUGUGUCUGCAGUCCGGCUUUGUUUUGAGAGAUGUGCAGCGGGUCACGGUGAGCACACGUGACCCUAUCUGGCCAGACCCUGAAGUGUUCCAGCAGAAGUUCUCGCCGUAUGCAGCACCCUGGAACAAGGGAGUUCUUUCUAGAGUAAGAGGUCGGUGUUUUUAGGACCAAACUUCUCUGAGUAUGUAGUAGAAAAACUCUCUGAGCAGAGUUAACAUCUAUGAACGGUUCAGAUGCUAGAGGCUCGACCUCACACCAGACGUAGCUGACAUCUGUGCUUCACUGAGUUGCAGGCUCCCAGCGGGGAUAGUGGCUGACUUGAGAGGCUGAACAUCCCGGCAGCAAAGAUCGUGUUCCCUCUGAAGAACUGAAGGAAGGCUUUUUCUGACCCGGGUGUUCAGUUCGGUUGCAAGUUGCUGGUGGAGUAAGAUGGUGGUGUUGCUGUGCUUGACGCUGGUGCUGACAUGGCUGGGUAAGCUGUAAGUCGUUCUGGUGAUUUUACUUACCUUGCCUGCUUCCCCCUCUGCCUUUGCUGAAAGGCCCAUCGGUUCCUCUCUUCCUGGGGUGAGAAGCCUCUGGGGGCCCGCAGGCGCACGGAGCUGGCAGCAGUAAGGGGGCUGCUGGGUCCCAGUCGCUCCGCUGCUCUCCGGGUGCUGCCGGUUCCCUCCCGCGGAGCUCACGCACAGACAGGCCGCACAGUGCGCCGGCAGCCCGGGACGGAGCCCUGUGCUUACCCUGCCAGGCUCCCAGGCUUCGAAAGAGGCGUCUGCUUUGCCAAUUCUAAAUACAGGGAAAGGUUUCCAAGGUACUGAUUUUUGGCUCUGCUCAAGGCAACUGGCUCCCUUGGUCUUCUCCACUGGCAAAUAGUUGACAUUUUCAGCUCCGCAGCUGGUCAAGACCAAAAGGAACCUGUUUGGGAAGCUGGAGCACUUUGCAUUUAUUAUUUACAGGGCAUCAGACAAGUACUUGGUGCUUCGCCAGGGCCCAGCCCUCAGUGGCUUGUGGACAGAGCGGGCAGAGUGGCUAAGAUACCGGGAAGAGCCUACCUGUCCGAGCAGCUCCCUGCUGAAUCAGCUCGCCUAGUUCUCGACAAACAAGUGCCAGAGCCUCAGCUGCUCUUUCUGGGUUUUGCUGGUGCAGACUCUGGGGCGCGCAGGGCUUUUCUUGACAAGCUCCAGGGACGUUUUCUGCCCCGCUUGUUUCCUCUUCCUGCCGCAUGCUUUGCAGCCCACCGUGUCGGCAGCUGCUUCAUGCUGGUUCUGUCACCUCUGUGCUCUUUGAAGUGCCUCUGGUUUGUUUUUUUUUCCCCACUGUCCAGCUUCUCUAGAAACCCUAAGCAGUAUUUCUGUGGGCAGACAGGUCCCAGCCCAGGUCAGGAGCCUGUGAGCAAGGGGUGAGGAAGCCAAAUGGGCAGGUUGUGAAAGGGGAACUGCAGUUCGUGUGAAGUGGUUGAAUUGCCCCUGGCCUGGUGUAGAUGAGUGGCACUGGUUCUCCUGGCCAGUGACUCACAGGAACAAGCCUGCAGGAGCUGCCGGCUUUGGCUGGGCGACGCAGAGGGCUGGGGUUGUGCUUCCCCACUUGCCUUCUGUGUGGCUUGUUCAGCGAGCGCAGCAGCCCUUGCUCUGGCGGCUGGGAGGAUGUGCUGCCCCGCAUCCCAGGCACGCCAAAAGCAGGGGUCAGGGAGAGGCUUUGCCUGCACAGGGAGCAGGGCCUCCCUGUUGCGCUCUGGACUGGUCAGUGCCAUUAGCCCCAGGCUUAUCUGGAGAGGAGAUACCUAUGGGGACAGGCAGGCUGCAUCUGACCGUCCUCCCUGGACUCAUCCUGCUGUCCUUGUCCCUGGCAGAGCGAUGCAGCGGGUGGGCUGGCUGGGUGUUCACGGAGCCUCAGCUUCGAGCCAGCGCUGGGGACUCUGUCCUGCUGCGGUGCCUCUUCCUAGACCCGGUGGCCGAGGACUGGACGAUGGCCAAAGUGGACUGGCUGCGCGUAGCAGGAGUUGGCACGCCGGAGGAGAUGGUGUUUUAUUACUACAGCAACCGUAGCAUCCCUGUGGGCCGUUUCCGGGACCGGGCGCGGUGGCAGGGGGACACGUCCCGCUGGGACGGCUCCAUCCAGCUGCAGGACGUGCGGGUGAAUGACAGCGGCAUGUAUGUGUGUGAGAUCCGGCUGCUCCAGCGCAGCAGCAUCUUGAAGAACCACACGGUGCUGCACGUCAGCCCCACGGGACAGAGAGCAGGACGAGGAGCAGCAGGCGCCCAGGACCCUGCAGCCCCGGGAGACUCUGGGCUUUGGCCCGUGACUGUGGGCUGUGGCUGCGUGGCCGUUGUGCUGGCUUUCCUGGCCGGGCUCAGCCUGAGGAAGAGGUCUGCAGCCAACACGGCCCUGGAGAGGACUGGAAACGGCGACAGCAAGAACAAAGCAGAGGAAGCGCUUUACUCCUCGAUCCCUGGAGCUGAGGUACCCAAGGCCGAACAGGGUGCAGGGAAGAAGAAGAGACCCGAGGAGACCUACAUCACCAUGCACCCCUCUCCCUUCCGGGAGAACGGCAUCUACGUGGAGCUGGCCAAGAGGGUGAUCCCGGCAGAAUGGAUGGGAGAGGGGAGACAGGCUGAGGGACGAAGCGAGGAGCCCUGCAGCAGACCAGAGGCGGCACAUCCCUGGGCUCCAGACGGGGAGCAAUAGCCAUGCUGGGGGCUGGAACCCCAUUUCCAGCAGGUGUGUGCACGAGAGCGUUGUUCCUUGGGGCAGGCCGGCACGCCGCAGCCGUCAGCCCUUCCUCUGAGAAACGGUGUCGCUUCACCGCGUGCUCCCUCUGAGAGCUGCUGCUGGGGCACGUCCCACCCUGGCUGUCAGCCACGGGCCCAGGGGACGCGGACUCUCGUGCCCUGGUCUCUGGAGGGAGCACAGCCUCCCCGCUCCAGCUUUGAUCCUGGUCC
This is a messenger RNA of Athene cunicularia (burrowing owl), 4257 nucleotides long. Its product is annotated as junctional adhesion molecule-like. Gene Ontology annotation, cellular component: membrane. The record is from RefSeq and is a predicted model, not a curated record. NCBI's taxonomy places the organism in Eukaryota, Metazoa, Chordata, Aves, Strigiformes, Strigidae. The coding region runs from base 3101 to 4003 and encodes 300 amino acids. The transcript is spliced from 6 exons.